AUGUCAGCCGUGGCACAGAUCCCAAUCACAAAGAAGAAACUGAUGGGCUAUGUUGGUUUCGCCAACUUGCCGAAUCAGGUUCAUCGAAAAUCCAUCAAGAAGGGCUUCCAAUUUACCAUGAUGGUCGUUGGUGAAUCUGGUCUGGGCAAAUCCACGCUCGUCAACACUCUCUUCAACACUCCUCUUUACGCCCCUAAAGAACUUAAAGAACCAAGUGUAGAACAACCCAAAACCGUCGAUAUGCAAACAGUCACUACAGAUUUGGACGAGAACGGCGUCAAAUUAAAACUGACUGUGAUUGCUACACCUGGAUUUGGAGACGCCAUGAACAAUGAUGAAUGCUGGAAACCCGUACUAGAGAAUAUCACUGCAAGAUAUGAUGCAUACAUGGAACAAGAAAACAGAGUCAAUCGAAAAAAGAUGGCAGAUACUAGAGUUCAUGCUUUGGUAUACUUUGUUGCACCCACAGGUCACUCAUUGAGACCACUGGACAUCGAAUUCAUGAAACGAUUGUGUACUCGUGUCAAUCUCAUUCCAGUGAUUGCCAAAUCAGAUACUCUGACAGAAGAGGAAGUCAAGGCCUUCAAAGCAAGAAUUUUGGAGGACCUGGCCUUCCACAAGAUUGAAACAUGGACUCCUCCAAUGUAUGAUAACGAUGAUAAUGACACGGUUCAAGAAAACAAGGAAAUCAAGUCACGUAUUCCGUUCGCAGUAGUCGGUAGCGAGAAGGAAUAUGAUGUGGCAGGUCGAAAAGUCAGAGGUCGCAAAUAUCCUUGGGGAAUCAUUGAAGUGGAUAAUGAAGAUCACUGUGAUUUCGUCAAACUCCGUCAAAUGCUUGUUCGAACACAUAUGGAAGAAUUGAGGGAAUUCACGGAUGAAAUGUUGUAUGAGAAUUACAGAUCUGAAAAGUUGGCUCUGCUAGCCUCCAAGAAGGGACCUGCUGGAGCUACGGGCAAAUUUGAUGAAGAAAAAGCUGCUCACGAGCAAAAGAUGUCAAAGAUGGAAGCCGAAAUGAAGGCAGUCUUCCAACAAAAGGUUGCCGAGAAAGAAUCCAAGCUCAAGCAAUCUGAAGAAGAGUUGUACGCGCGGCAUAAGGAGAUGAAGGAGAACUUAGAAAAGCAACGAUUAGAAUUGGAAAACAGAAAGAAACAGUUGGAAGGUGGAAAACAACCUGGUACUCCAGAAAAGGCAAGCGUGAAGGAUUUGAAUGGUUUUGCCAGUUAUACGUCGCCUGGGUCUCCGAAUGGGUUAGAAUUCAAGUCAAAGAAGUAG
Molecule: messenger RNA, 1272 nt
Organism: Synchytrium microbalum
Lineage: Eukaryota; Fungi; Chytridiomycota; Chytridiomycetes; Synchytriales; Synchytriaceae
Exons: 11
Coding region: 1-1272 (423 amino acids)
Biological process (GO): cytoskeleton-dependent cytokinesis
Cellular component (GO): cell division site; cytosol; septin ring
Molecular function (GO): molecular adaptor activity; GTPase activity; GTP binding
Source: RefSeq, a predicted model, not a curated record